Marasmius oreades (fairy-ring Marasmius) is the source of this 2064-nucleotide messenger RNA. RefSeq lists its product as uncharacterized. Gene Ontology annotation, molecular function: protein binding. The record is from RefSeq and is a predicted model, not a curated record. The transcript is spliced from 10 exons. Bases 1 to 2064 code for a protein of 687 amino acids. NCBI's taxonomy places the organism in Eukaryota, Fungi, Basidiomycota, Agaricomycetes, Agaricales, Marasmiaceae.
AUGCCUCGAAAAUCCUCAAGAAUAGAAGAAAAACAAAAAUUAAAAGAAGCCACAGCGAAAGUCGCAGUUCCCCCUAUUAAGGGGAAGGCGACCAAGAAGACGAGCAAGACGAAGGCUGUUAAAAAGCAUGGUAACUCACGUAAAUCUACCUCUACCAACAAAAGGAGCAGAACUUCCGUUGUUGAACCAAAGAAACUUCCAAACCCGAAACAACGAGGGUAUCUUGAGCAUUUUGCGAAACAAGCACCUUUGGACGUCAUGCUGGAGAUUUUCUCGUAUUUAUGGCCUCGCGAGAUCCUCUUCCUAUCGCGAACCAGCAAGGCUUUACGCCACAUACUCAUGUCCAAAUCAUCCGCAUUAAUUUGGCGUGCUGCCCGAAAUAAUGCGGGGUUGCCACCGUUACCGCCAGAUUUAUCGGAGCCUCAAUACGCAUCCUUAGCUUUUGAUCCUUAUUGCCAUGCAUGUGGUCGUGGUCCUUGUGAUUCAAUCUUCUGGAAAAUCAGGGUAAAAUGUCAUAAGAAGUGUAUUGAGACCAUGUUUUACCCAUUAUCGCGCCUCCCUAGCGUUGUCAAAGGUUGGUCUGAAGUUGAAGCAAUGAUCAAGCUUGGUAUGAGGGAGGGGUUUUUACCGCGCCUUGAGGGCUGGGCCGCUUUCUUGCCAUCUGUGAUCGAAUCGUUUUAUGCUCAGUAUAAGGUGGUGAAAGGAGACGCAGGAUCACUUAAAGAAUGGUCUUCCGCGAAGAAACGAGAAUAUAUAUCGAUUGCUAAGCACAGUGAACUGUGCGAGCGAUGGCAACUCCAGAGAAUCGAAGAUCGGAAAACAGAACUAGACGAGCUUCGUUUGCAAAGGGCUAAUGUGAUUAUCGGGAGAUUGUCCGAAGACGGAUGGGAUAUCGGAGACCUCAGAGCUCUUGAACACUUGCACUACUAUUCAAUUUACAAACCCGUUGCGUUUGACGAAGAGACCUGGCCUGGGAUUUAUGCCCAUCUCACCGAAGCCUUGGUUCGGGUCAAAGAUGACCGGUUGAAAAGGGAAGAGAAAGAAGUAUUUGCGAAGAAUCAUAGACUGCUCAGGCGCGUCUUCGAUUCGUUUCGCAAACAAGACACCCGUUUCAAUGUUAUCCCCAUCGGUGACGUUGUUCUCGCCUCCGCAAAGCUUAACGGACUGCUUUGGCGGCUUCCAUGCGACAAAGAAUUGGAGGUUGAGUUUACGAAUGUUCUCAGUGAUGAACUCCCUGGCAUUGCCCAAGCAUGGACUGAUAGGGUGGAACAGGACCUUAUCUCCGUUCUGCAGAAAGAAGUGCCAGAUGCAAAAAUCGGAACGCUGAGCUCUGUUUGCUCAGUAUUUCAAUGCCGGCGUUGUUUAGAACCGCUGUGGUAUCCAUUUAUACUUGGACAUCAUUGCUUUCGUCGCGGCGGUGUCGAAGGUCAACAUCUCGAGACGAAAUUGACACAUACCUGUAUCAGCCAGUCUAAGUGGCACAAUAUCUUUGAUCCAUUCCGUGAAACGAAUCCUUGGGACCUAUGGUAUAUGGACUCGACCCGCAUUUUGUAUUCAAGUUCUACCAAUUUCUCGAAGCGUAUGAAGUCCAUACUCUCUCUUUGCGGAUUCAACCCUGAAUCGACGUCGAUGGAUGAAAUGCUCAAGGCCGAUCCCUUGUUGAAAUGUUCCGAAUGCCGUCUUCGUUACUCUUACUACAAGGAGGAAACCAUAGGAUGGACAAUAGCGGUAUAUCAUUGUAAUCACGGAUCAUCCCAGCUAUCGAUGGUAGACCAAUCAAACCCUGACAUGCAAGCUUUCGUUCUGAGGAAUGCCCUCAGUGAAGAAGCUCGUAUUAUUCGCAUGCGCACCUAUAAUGGAGUGAGGACCGACUAUUUCUCGUUCUUUUGUAAGCUCUGUCGAGGGGGUUCGGAACAAUAUGAUUUCAUCUCUUACGGCUCCCUCAAGGCUCAUAUGAAGGCUAGGCAUGAGAUCACAGAUGAGGAUACCAUAAACAAGAAUUGGGAGGUCAACCCCGCUUCGGGCCUUGGUCUUCAUUCUCACCGCAUGCCCUUUGUACAAUAA